CGGGCAGUUUCUGUCAUGUGAGAAACUUCUUUGUCACACUUCCUAGAGCCCAGCGUAAAUAAGCUGAUUAGUCGGGGAGAUGGCUGGAGAAACAGAAGAUGAGAUCCCUGAAUCCGGAGCCGUCUUCACUUUUGGAAAGAGUAAAUUCGCAGAUAAUGCCCCUAGUAAAUUCUGGUUAAAAAAUGACGUACCUUUGAGAAUUGCCUGUGGAGAUGAGCACACAGCUCUGGUGACAGAAAAUGGGAAGCUGUUUAUGUUUGGCAGCAAUAACUGGGGACAGCUGGGCCUCGGAACAAAAACCACAGUGAAUAAACCAACUUGUGUGAAAGCCCUGAAAUCAGAGCGGGUGAAGCUUGCAGCCUGUGGAAGAACUCACACACUUGUUUAUACAUCCCGAGGGAACCUGUAUGCCUCUGGAGGGAAUAAUGAAGGACAGCUCGGCCUCAGUGACUGUGAGGACAGAACUUCCUUCCACCUGGUGGACUUCUUCAGCAAACACGGGCCGGUCAAAAUGCUUGCAGCUGGUUCCAAUACAUCUGCUGCCCUGACACAGGAUGGCAGGCUCUAUAUGUGGGGAGAUAACUCAGAGGGCCAGAUUGGACUGGGGAAGGAGAGUAACGCACUGACUCCUCGGGAGCUUUCUGUGGGAAAACGAGUGUCCUGGGUGUCCUGUGGAUAUUAUCAUUCUGCCUUUAUCACCGUGGAUGGGGCCUUGUUCACAUUUGGAGAAAAGGACAGUGGGAAGCUGGGCUUGUCCACAGAGAAGCUGGCCAAUCAUAAAGUGCCUCAACAGGUGACCGGCAUCUCUGAUAAAGUGGUACAGGUAUCCUGUGGAGGAGGGCACACAGUGGCGCUUACGGCAGAGCAAGAUGUGUAUUCGUUCGGCCUGGGUCAGUUUGGACAGCUCGGUCACGGGACAUUCAUAUUUGAGUCACGUUUACCCAGAGUGGUUGAACAUUUCAGGAGGGGGAGAGUUAAACAUGUGGAGUGUGGAGAGAACCAUACAGCGCUGAUUACUGACAGUGGACUUUUGUACACCUUUGGUGAUGGUCGACAUGGAAAGCUGGGGCUUGGAGAAGAGAACUUCACCAACCAGUUCAAACCAACCCUGUGUCCAAGAUUCCUAGACUAUCAUGUACAUUCUGUUACUUGUGGUGGGUGUCACAUGCUUGUUUUGGCAAAGCCCAGGCCUGAAGGCUCGGAGGAAUUGAUUCUGGAGGAGGAUGAUGUGACAGAAGACUACUUGGAGAAAUCCUAUACUGAGUUACUGGGGGACACGCAAAGUCAGAACACCUUACACAGGAGUCUCUCGGCUCGGGUCAGGCGCAGAGAACGGGAGCGUUCACCAGAUCAGUUUGGACAGAUGUUUCGAACACUUCCAGUCUUGGGGGGAAAUCAGCUGAGUGCAUCUUUAUCUGUCCCCAGUCAGAUCCAUCAAUCUCAUAGUAAACAACCGGGAAAGAUCCCUCUUAACAGUCUCAAAAUUCCUGGAAAGAGAGAAAAGUCUCUCGAUGACAGAAGCAGUGUGGAGGAUAGUGAGAGUGUAAAAGACCUUGGAGAAACCACUGACUUAUUAAACCUGACUCAUGUAAUGAAGAUGGACCCUAGCUACAAGACUCUAACCUUGUCUCCAAUGGAAAAGAAGAAUGUUAAGCUUGUGAAAGAGCACGGUAAGGAGAAGGGGAAACCAAGAGAUGACCCCGCCCUUUAUAGAAAGAGAGCAGAGCUUUUAGCUCGAAAAGCUCUUCCGACUGAGUCACUUAAAAGUUCAAGUGGUAGCUCAGUAGUCGGAGACGGUCUUGGGUCAGGGACUCCUCACAAGAGCCCUAAGAGACAUGGUCGGGAUAAAGAAAAUGUACUUUUAGCUUUGGAGGACAGAAGGCCUGCACAUCACCAAGCUGCAGGAAGCAACACAAGAAUGGGGACAGACAUAAACAGAGCUGAAUCUAAAUCUUUCCAGCCUAAACACAAACAGCUGAUGAAGUCAAGGAAUAGAGUUACAGGAAAAGACGCUGGGAAUAAAGUACAGAUACUUCAGGAACAUUCAGAGGUAGAGGCUGAAAGUGAGAAGGCUGUUCACAAGUCAAAAGGAAGUAAAAAAACUAACCAAGAAGGUAAAACAAAACUACUGGAAGUCAGUAGUGAAUCUCAGAAGGUUAUGGGAGAAGAGAAAAAAGUAAAAACUAAACCCAUAAUAGUUGUCGAACAAUAUCUUGAACAAACCAGACAUAAAGACCAAGACCCAACAGGUAAGAUGUCAAAAGACAUUUUAUCAAAAGCUCAAAAGAAGAAAGGUGAAACAAACACUGCUAAAACAGAGACCAAAGGUUUUGUCCCACAGAGCAAAAAGUUAGAUUCAAAAAAGGACUCAAAAAGUAAAAAGACAGAACAAGAGGUCUCCUCUACUUCACAGCAGUCCUCUUGUCAAGAAAUCUUUACAAAGAAGACUAAGAAAUCAAAGGCGGAGCAAAACCCUUUGCUAGUAGAGGAGAAAAAUAAGGGGUCUAGUAUGGUCUCAGAAGCUGAUUUCAAAUCUGAAUCAGAGUCAGAACAAAUUAAGAAAAAUCCUCUAACCAAUGUGACAUCAUUUCUCCAGGAUGUAGGAAUGGGUAGUCCUGCUCGUUUACUUGGAGAUACUGCAGUCAGUCAGUUCCUUUCCCUGUCUACACCACAAAAGAUUCAUAAACCCCUUUCAAAUGAGAGAACUCUGUCUGAUGUUUCGUCCCUGAGUGAGUCUUUUGAGGUUUCAGGACAAGAGGAGAAAAUAGAGGCCAAGAAGACGGCCAACACCAUCAAUGUUAAGGCAGAACCAGAAACCUUAGACAGGGACUUGGAAAGAACCAGCACUGAGUCCAAAACUGAGGCUUAUUCUGAGGUGGGAACAUAUAGAAGUGACGAAGAGGAAUUGGAAGAGGAGGAAAGUGAGGGAUCGGUGAACAGAAGGGAUGAGAGUGAAGAAAUAGAUGACCAAGAAGAGGAAAGCGAGGGAUCAGUGAACAGAAGGGAUGAGAGUGAAGAAAUAGAUGACCAAGAAGAGGAAAGCGAGGGAUCGGUGAACAGAAGGGAUGAGAGUGAGGAAAUAGAUGACCAAGAAGAGGAAAGUGAGAGCAAUACCCUAGCAAAUGAUGAUGAUUCUGAAGUUGAUGUUGAUACCACGAUCAAAGCUUCUACUGAGGAUGAGGAAAGUGAGGAAGAGGAGGAGAAAAGUAAAAGUGAGGCAAUUGAGGAUGUUGAGAGUGACGAUGAGGAAGAGGAGAGUUGUGAAGUAGAAGAUGAGGAGGAGGAAACAAGUGAGAUAAGGAGAAACAGUGAAGAGAGUGGAGAAGAAGAGGGUGAUAGCAAAACGAGUGAGGAGGAAGAAGAAGAGGAGGAAAGUGGUGAAGAAUCAGAGAGCAGAAGAGAUAGAUCAGAGGAAGAGUCAGAUGAAGAAGACGAGGAUGAGUCGGAGGAGAAAGAUAGUAAGAAUGAGGAAGAAAGUGAAGUGGAAGGUGACAGUGAGGCAGAGGAGGAUGAAGAUGGUGAAAAAACUAGUGAAGAAGAGGAGGAAGAUUCAGAAAAGGAAAGUGAGACUGAAGAUGAUGAAGAUGAAGGGGAGAGUGAUAAUGAACCAGAGGAGGAGGAGGAGGAAAGUGAGGAAGAUAAAGAGGAGAAUGACGAAAGUGAGGAGAAUGAAGAGAGCGAAGGAGGUCAAGAGGAUGAGGAGGGUGAAAGUGAUGAAGAUGAAGCAAUGAGUGAGAAUGAUGAAGAGGAAGAAGAAGAGAAUGAAAAUGAAGAGGAAGAAGAACAGGAGAGUAAAGAGGAAGAAAAAAGUAAUGAUGCGGAGGAAGAACAUGAAGAAGAGGAAGCAGAGGAGGAAGAGUCUGAAGGAAGAGAGGAGACAGAAGAAGCAGAGGAUGAGGAGGGAGAAGAGGAGAACAAAGAGGAAGAAGAGGAAGAGAAAAGUGAUGAAGAGGAAGAUAAAAGUGAUGACGAAGAAGAAGAAGAAGAAGAGAAGGCCAUGAGAAAACGCUAUAAAGUGGCUGAAUCCACCAAACCAAGGUCAAGUGUGAAAACAUCUAAACAGCAGUCAAAAGCCAAAAGGAGCCGAGCAGAAAACAGUCAGUCAGAUGAUGAGUCGCAUGAGUCUAAGCAGUUCUGGGAUGAUGUUCUACCUCAAUACCUCAAUCUAAAAUAAUUCAGCAACCUCAACCCCUGUCUUUUUUCCCUCUUGACUUAAUGAGCUUGCUGUUUCAUGUAUUUGCCUUUUGUGUUCUUUCUUGCUUUUUGCUUGUCAUGUUUUUUUUUCCAUUAUUAUUCCUGCAAUUUCGCCCAUGCCAAUCUCACUAUAUGUAUUGCUUCACAUUUUUCAUUCAAUUCUAUUUAUUUUGCUAACUUUUUUUUAUAAGUAUUUAUAUAUCCAAUCAAUAGUGAAGAACUCAUGAUGUGCCUUAGGAUUUAUCUAAUGGACAGCCAUGUUCUUUUAUUAACUAAUGUGCUUGACGAAAUGCCGCUAUUAAUGAAUUUAAAUGUUCUUUUUUUUUUCUUUGAAAAUCUUAAAAAUACAGAAUUAUGUACCAAUUUUCUGCCUUAUAUAUCAAAUGCAUAACAAUAUUAAAACGGCAGCUUGUAAUCUUUUACAAAAAAGAAAAAUAAUUGGAAAAACUGAGCCCAAGGAUUAGUCAUUAGUUAGGUAGCCUUUAGUUAAAAUUUUGCACUUGUUCUGUGAACUCUUUUUUUUUUUUUUUUUUCUUUGGUUACAUACAAUAACCAAUAAAACUAUUUGCAUGCAUUUUUAUUAACACCUAUGUGUUAUUUAUUUAUUUAAUUUAUUUUUACUUUUUAUUAUAAUUGUUUUUAUUCUCUUUUAUUUCAACAAAACACAGGAACUUUAUAAAGACAAAAUUCUGAGUGAAUUAAAUGAAGAAAACUGCUACUACGCGAUUGUUUAGUGAAAGCUAUCAUGCAGUACCUGAGAAUUUCGCAACGUAACUUAUUUACAAAUUAAAAAUAUAUAAAUAUUGCAACUUGCAAAGCCAUUGCAAUCAAGCACAGAACUGAAAAUCUUUCAUCGGACAGGUGAGGAUGCCCUCUUUAUCUACUAUCUCUGUAGAGGUGUUCCUCCUAAAUAGAUCCCUAGUCCAUGCUCCUACUCACAGUACUUGUGUGUUUGUUUAUAUAUAUGUAGUUUGUUAGCUAGUUUUUAAUUUUACAAAGACCACUCAACUCACACGAACCCUUUCCUGCCGUUCUAGAGCCUUUUUUCACGUUUCACAGUCGUCUGUUUAGUCACUGAUCGUGUCGUUUCUCUUUUUUGCAUGGCCACCAUCCAUUUCUCCAGCUCCGGACAGAC
Puntigrus tetrazona (Sumatra barb) is the source of this 5329-nucleotide messenger RNA. It is a transcript of the gene rpgrb, whose product is annotated as retinitis pigmentosa GTPase regulator b. The coding region runs from base 80 to 4174 and encodes 1364 amino acids. The transcript is spliced from 14 exons. Gene Ontology annotation, cellular component: photoreceptor outer segment. Lineage: Eukaryota; Metazoa; Chordata; Actinopteri; Cypriniformes; Cyprinidae. Gene Ontology annotation, molecular function: ubiquitin protein ligase activity. The record is from RefSeq and is a predicted model, not a curated record. Gene Ontology annotation, biological process: visual perception; ubiquitin-dependent protein catabolic process; protein ubiquitination.